Cryphonectria parasitica EP155 is the source of this 1575-nucleotide messenger RNA. Its product is annotated as mitochondrial carrier. The coding region runs from base 37 to 1083 and encodes 348 amino acids. Gene Ontology annotation, biological process: mitochondrial transport; carnitine transmembrane transport. The transcript is spliced from 2 exons. Gene Ontology annotation, molecular function: O-acyl-L-carnitine transmembrane transporter activity. Gene Ontology annotation, cellular component: mitochondrial envelope. The record is from RefSeq and is a predicted model, not a curated record. NCBI's taxonomy places the organism in Eukaryota, Fungi, Ascomycota, Sordariomycetes, Diaporthales, Cryphonectriaceae.
CGCUCAGUUACUACCCACGCCAGGGCCACCGUCACAAUGGCCUCCUCAUCCUCAUCGAAAGACAACCCGGCAGCCGUGCUCAACCAGACCCUUCAUGACAAAGUUCCCGCGCCUCUGAGCGACAAGAUCCCACACGUGCCAGAGUCCAAAGACGAGGUAAAAGCCGAGGCCAAGGCCGCUGCGUCGACAGGCCUAUCGCAGCUGCGCUCCCUCGCGGCCGGCGGCUUCGGCGGUGUUUGCGCUGUGGUCGUGGGUCACCCCUUCGACCUCGUCAAGGUCCGCCUGCAAACCGCCGAGAAGGGUGUCUACUCGAGUGCCAUCGAUGUCGUGCGCAAGAGCGUGGCCAGGGAUGGGCUGAGGAGGGGCCUGUACGCGGGCGUGAGCGCGCCACUCGUGGGUGUCACGCCGAUGUUCGCCGUCUCCUUCUGGGGCUACGACCUGGGCAAGUCCAUCGUAUCCUCCAUCUCCGGCCCGUCCCCCACCGGCGCCCUCACCAUCGGACAGGUCUCCGCCGCCGGCUUCUUCUCCGCCAUCCCCAUGACCGCCAUCACCGCCCCUUUUGAGCGUGUCAAGGUCAUCCUCCAGGUCCAGGACCAGCGCCUCGCCCCUGGCGAGAAGCCCCGCUACAGCGGCGGCCUGGAUGUCGUCCGCCAACUCUACCGCGAGGGCGGCGUUCGCUCCGUCUUCCGUGGCUCCGCUGCCACCCUCGCCCGUGACGGCCCCGGCAGCGCCGCCUACUUUGCUGCUUACGAGUACAUGAAGAGGAAGCUGACUCCCAUCGACCCUGCCACCGGCAAGCCCAGCGGCAACCUGAGCCUCACCGCGGUGACCUGCGCUGGUGCCACCGCCGGGGUGGCCAUGUGGAUUCCUGUGUUCCCCGUCGACACUGUCAAGUCUAGGCUGCAGACUGCUGAGGGCAACGUCACCCUGGGCGGUGUCAUCAGGGAAGUAUACGGCAGGGGCGGAUUCAAGGCCUUCUUCCCUGGUUUCGGCCCCGCGCUCGCGAGAGCGGUUCCGGCCAACGCCGCCACCUUCCUGGGCGUGGAGCUGGCCCACCAGGCCAUGAACAAGGCGUUCGGGUAAAAAAAAAAACAAAAAAAAAACCCCAAGCUCGCUGGAUGAAGCAAGGCAAGACAGAUGUGGUGCAGAGUCUUUCAGUAGUGGAAGAUGCCUCCCUACCCUUGCGGUCUCCUUGUCUUGUCUGUCUGAUGUGAAGCUCUUGUGCUGUGCUGUGCAGCGUUUGGAAAAGAGCCUUUAGAAAGGAAAAGGAGGACUAGGGAAACGUUGUCAAUAGACUUGAAGAGGCAUUACGUCGAGCAAGGAAGCGCUGCGGCCAGGGAUGCGGUGGGAGGCGGUGCAGGGACGUGGACAGAAGAGAAGAGGAGAGAGAGAGAGAGAGAUAGAGAAAAAGAAGGAGAAAAGGGAUGUGCAUUAGACUUGUCAUUUCUGUAUACUUCGUGGGAGCUUGGAAAAUUACCAUCAAUGGCACACGCCCGGAACUGGGAGGCAAGGCGAUCACUUAGACUUUGGGGGCUGGGCGCCACAAUAUAUAAAGAAUGGCAUCUGAAUUCCACC